Suillus subaureus is the source of this 1551-nucleotide messenger RNA. RefSeq lists its product as uncharacterized. Bases 1 to 1551 code for a protein of 516 amino acids. The transcript is spliced from 4 exons. The record is from RefSeq and is a predicted model, not a curated record. Lineage: Eukaryota; Fungi; Basidiomycota; Agaricomycetes; Boletales; Suillaceae.
AUGCCAAACCCCUGCGCACCAGCAUCACCGGUCAUGCCUUCACCAAAGGACUCCACAAAAGGUGAAUCAUCUGACAAAUUCGAAGUGCAUGACAACCCAAGGAACUUACCCCCAGGGGCAUUUAUUAACACUCCCAAGCGCUUAGCCAUGACAAGCGCUAGCACUAUUUCCUCCUUAUCUGCACUAACUGCCUUGAGCAGCCUGUCUAAUGAACUGACCACCCACAGCGAAGAUGCACCUGUCAUGUCGUCAUCCACCCUCCAGAAAACAUGCCCCACUCUGGAGGCACUGCCCAUCAAACAAGAAGCAUUUGAGACACCUCGCACACCAGACUCUAUCCCAGGCAGCAUAGUACUAGCUAAUAUUUCGUGCAAGCAUGAACCGCAAUUGCUCAAACCGAACCCCAUCAUCAACACAACCCAGCAAGUGACCAUGGCCACGACUUACAAGAUGCCUAUCCAUGGAACUAACAAAGCCCCAAAAUUUGACGGAACUAUGGAGAAUCUUGUUGACUUCAUCGAUAUUUAUGAAGGACACGCCGAUGAGGUGGGCCUCCUCAGGCUUGACCACAUCAAAGGUAUUAUUCAUUAUCUGCCAUCAAACGAAAGGGAGUUAUGGGGCGGACUGCCUGAGGCGACACUGAGCGAUUAUGAAGCAUUUAUUAAGGAGAUCAAGGCGGUCACGCGUGGUCAAGUGGCCAAGCCAAUGUCUUCAGCAAAAGAAUUGAGUGACUACCUUCACGCAUUCAGAAGGAUUAUGCAGCCACUCAUCAAUGAAGACUGCAUAGGGAAGUCCAAACAAGAUCGCGUAUUCAUUCAAGGAAUACCAAGCGAUGUCCAAGCGCAAAUUCACACAUGCCUCCAGAUCACAACCCACGGGACCCGUACCCCUACAUGCAAGUCUUCGAAGCUGGACACGCUCCCUAACACUAGCGUUACCGCAGGCAUCUUUUACCACGCAUCACCAGAUGUAGAGGUCGCAUUAGACGUAGGCUUGUCUGUGUUCGUGCAUACCAUAGCGGAAUCGGAACCAGAGAUGGACAAAGACAACCAAGAGGUGAUGCACGCGACCACUAAGUGUGAUCAGAGACGUAGCACAAGGAAUGAGGCUAAGGCCCUUGAGACGGAGGAAAUAGUUUCUCCAGCUGUUCAAGCUUCAAUGGGCAAAGGCAAGGCACCAGAGGGAGUGAAAGCUACCUCUGCGGCGUCAACAUCAAUGAGCAAGCCGAAAGAGACGGCCAAGGCGCCCGCUAUUGCAGCAUCACUGGGGUCACCUCCUGCUAACACAAAUUCUUCCUCUUCUUCAUCUAGUCAAUAUAGGUUUUCAUUCGUGCUUGAAGAUAAGGAUGCAGAAAAACGCGUCAUAGAGUGCCUUUUAGACGGCAAUAUCACUAUCCCCGUUUGCAAAUUAUUUGCAGUUUCACCAGACAUCCGCAAGCAAUUCCAGGAACUGACCACGACCAAACAUGUUACCAUCAGCACAGUCUCUGUCAAUGAAUUAUCCAGCCAGCCUAUGACAGAAGAAUUCAUACAUGCAUUUGAGCAAGAUUGA